Nestor notabilis (Kea) is the source of this 3906-nucleotide messenger RNA. RefSeq names its product SR-related CTD-associated factor 11 (gene SCAF11). The record is from RefSeq and is a predicted model, not a curated record. The transcript is spliced from 12 exons. NCBI's taxonomy places the organism in Eukaryota, Metazoa, Chordata, Aves, Psittaciformes, Psittacidae. The annotation marks the transcript as partial. Gene Ontology annotation, molecular function: RNA binding. Gene Ontology annotation, biological process: spliceosomal complex assembly.
AUGAAGAACAGAAAGCAAUGUAUUCAAGAUACCAAGGGUCAGAAGCAUGAAGGCAUGGAAGGUGAAGAAAAUGAAGAAAGCUGUUCCUGUUCUACUUCAUUAUACGAUGGUGACACAUGCCCCAUCUGUCUGAACUGCCUUCUAGAACAAGAGAUUGGUUUUCCUGAGAACUGCAGUCAUACCUUCUGCAUGACUUGUAUUCUUAAAUGGGCUGAGAUACAGGCUUCAUGUCCUAUUGAUCGCAGACCAUUUCAGGCAGUAUGCAGGCUUGAUGCAUUGGAAGAGCAGAUAAAGGUUCAGGUUAAAAAGCAACUAAGGAGGAAGGAUGACGACAAACACUGUGCCUGCAAUAAGGGAAAAUAUAGCCAUGCUAAGAGAAGAAAUUUUGUGAGAAGAGCUGUAUGUCCAGACAGAGGGCACUUAGCGGCAAGGUUAAGCAAAGUUGUGAAGAAAAAAUACAGUGGUAUUUUGUAUGACAAACGAAACAAGAAAGCUUUGUCUGUGAAGAUAAGCAAGCCCAGAAGACAGACAUGCUGGAGUGAGUGCUUCAGAACUAAUUUCUUCAGCACACUUCCGGCUGGUGGUAGCAAUGAAGAAUCCUCUUUUAGCUGUAGAAAUGACUGUACAGAAUUCACCGAAGUUGAUGCAGUGAUCAGACAGAAGAGACAAGAACUGGACUUGUCCUGUUCAUCUGUGAUUGCUAGAGUUGAAAGAAUUCCUUUAAUGUCUUAUGGAGCUGAAGCUGAGACCUUUCUUCUCACUUCUACUACAGUGGCAGGGACAAUUCUUCCAACAAAUAUCAGGCCUUUGGAAAACUUUGAAUCUUUAGGUAAAGGAUAUGCUGUCACAUGUACCCAAGAAGGAGAAGAGAAAAAGCAAGCUUCUGGUUCAUCUGGUACUAGAGGAACUAGAAGAAAACCAGUUAAUACUACUCCUAGAAGAAGGUCUGCACGAAACAGCAAAACUGAGACCCUGGGUCCAUCUCGGAGCUCACCUCGGUCAAGCAGUUCAGCGUGCAGUGUCCCUGAUGGCAACAACCCAUCUCUGAAUAAAUCUCCUUCAGAACCAGAGAAGGCUCCUCCAAAACGGAAGUCUAAACGCAUAGUUAAACAACAAACACCCGUGGUUAAAAAGAAACUGAGAAGUUCUGCAUGUUCUGAAAAGCCACCCAGUGAUUCGGUGGAAGAUGAUGACAUUGCUGAGCCUAAAUCAGAUUUGACGUUAGAUAAAGACCAUCAGUCAGAUAAUGAAAGCCCAAGCCUUCCACAGAAGGAUAACACAGAAACAGAGUCUGCUAAUGGAUUGGAAAGCUGUUGUGAACAUGCAGAAACUGAGGAAACUACAGGAGAAUGUGCCAAAGAUGAAGAUACUUCAGGCACUGCAGAUGCAAGUAGUUUUUCUGUCCAAGAACCUCCAAUACUAACUUUAAGAGGUGAAAAUCAGGAAAUCAAAGUAGAAGGUGUUACUGAAAAAGAUGUAGAUCUUAAGAAUCAGGAGAUCUGUGAAGAUACUCUUGAACAAAUGGAAACAGCAGCUAGUCCCAAAGGUGAAGUAUGUGAUCGUGCAACUGUUGAAAAAUUCGAUCAGACAUUGUCUAGUCCUCAAAAUGAAUUAAUGGAGAAUAUGGAAACUUUGACAAAAGUAGAUCAACCCAUAGCUAGUCCAGAAAAUGAAUUGUUGAAAUGUCCAGAACCUUUGGGAAAAGAUCAGCCAUUAGAGAGCCCCAGAAGCGAAUUGCCUGAGUGCCCAGAAGCCAUAGAAAUAGAUGAUUCCAAGGCUCAAGAAGAAACAGUAGUAGACUCUACAAGUACAAAUACUGAAAACUUUAAAACUGUUCAAGAUGAAGAACCAGAUACAUUAAUACACAGUGUUUCUGUGGACAGUACAUCAGAACAAUGCUUAAAAGAGAGUGCUGUGCCAGAAAGCGAAGAGGGUAGAACUUCAGAGGCACCCCAGGUAAAUGCUGAACAUAAACAUUUUGGUGAAGAUAACAAUGAAAUGAUACCGAUGGAUUGUGAUUCAUUUUGCAGUGACCAGAAUGAACCUCAGAUUGAACAGUUACCACCAGUUGAAAGUACAGAGCAAGGCGAAAUAAACUCCUUACAGUGCAAUGUGGAAAACUGUACAUCAAUUUCAGGACUUUCUGAUGAAAAAGAUGAAACUACUCCUCAAGAGAGUGAGUGCCAGUCAGAACUCAAGAAAGAUAAAAAGACUCGAACUAGAAGAUCUAGGUUUCACUCUCCAUCGACAACUUGGUCUCCCUCUAUGAGAGAGGGCAGGAAAUCUCAGUCACCAUCCCCUAAAAGGGAGAUGACCAGAGACAGGAGCUCACGAUCACCCAAGAAGGAAGCUGGGAGGGAGGGAAGGAGAUCCUUAUCUCAUUCUCCAAAGAGGGAGACACUCAGAGAUGAGAAAAAAACACCAUCUCGAUCUCCCAAAAGGGAGACUGUCAGGGAAAGCAGGAGAUCAUCUUCUCGGUCAAGAACUAAGGAUUCGUCUCCAAGGCAGAAAUCUAGAUCUAGAAGCAGUGAUAGAGAUAGUCAGAGAAGAGAUCGUGACAGAGAAAGAAGGAAUAGGAGGUGGUCUAGGUCACGGUCACGAUCUAGGUCGAGAUCACGAUCUAGGACAAGAAAUAAAGGUUCUUCAUUCUCUAGGAAUGAGAGGGAUGGUCAUUCACCUCGUUGGAAAGACAGAUGGACAAAUGACAGCUGGAGAAGUCCCAGAGGAAAUGAUCGAUACAGAAGAAGUGAUCAAGAGAAACAGAAUGAAAGUCUUAAAAAAGAGAAGGACAAUACAGAAAAAAACAAUGAUGAUCAGUGUUCUUCAGACAACAGGAGGAAUGAUUGUCCAGACUGGGUAAUGGAAAGGAUAAACUCUGUUCCUGAAGUCAGGAACAGAGAGAAAGAGAAACCCCAUUGGGAAGAUGGCAGGCAUGACAAUGCAGGACACUCUUGGAAUAAAAACUAUGGUUCAGGUUGGAUUCCAAAUCGAGGGAGGGGUCAUCGUGGCCGAGGUGGGCGUGGAAGAGGUGGUUUCAGGUAUGGAGACCAGAGUGAAAAUCACUGGCAAAAUAGAAAACCUGUCUCAGGGAACUCAAAUGGUUCUGGGAAUGAAACCUCAAGGUUCCCAGAACAUCAGCCAUACAAGCAUAAGAAUGAACAAGAUUACUCUUUCGAUACACCUGCUGACAGAUCUGGGUGGACAUCUGCAUCCAGCUGGGCGGUGAGAAAGACUUUACCUGCUGAUGUGCAGAAUUACUAUUCAAGAAGGGGACGCAACUCCUCAAGCCCACAGUCUGGAUGGGGAAUGAGACAAGAAGAGGAGGUGCCUGAACAAGAUCCAAACAUCAAAGACCAAGGCAACCAGCAGAGUGAUGGUUCUCAGUUACCAAUAAACAUGAUGCAGCAACAAAUGAAUGUAAUGCCACAAGUGAAUGCACAGCACCAGCCUAUGAAUAUCUUCCCGUAUCCAGUGGGUGUCCAUCCUCCUCCCAUGAUGAAUAUGCAACAAAACCCUUUCAACAUCCCCCCUCCAAUGCCCAUGCAUCAUCUCCCUACCGGAGUGCCUCUCAUACAGGUAGCUGCUCCCACAAAUUUGUCUCAGGGAUUACCUCCGCCUCCACCUCCACCCCCACCAUCUCAACAAGUCAACUACAUUGCUUCACAGCAAGAUGGAAAACAAUUGCAGGGUAUUCCAAAUGCUGCUCAUGCAAGUAAUAACAUGAGUGCUCCAGCCUUGCCUAAUCCAGCAGCAGUCCUGGGAAACGCAGGAACAGUUCAGGGACCAAGCUCGGGUAAUGCAACGUCGUCAAGUCACAUCAAGAGCGUUAAUCCAGCUGUAAAAGUGGGAGAAAACAAAGCAAGUGUGACAGUGGAAGCCAGUGCAGAUAGCUCAAAGAAGGACCAG